Messenger RNA from Dromiciops gliroides (monito del monte), 2482 nucleotides. RefSeq names its product IKAROS family zinc finger 3 (gene IKZF3). Gene Ontology annotation, molecular function: RNA polymerase II cis-regulatory region sequence-specific DNA binding; DNA-binding transcription factor activity. Gene Ontology annotation, biological process: regulation of transcription by RNA polymerase II. Gene Ontology annotation, cellular component: nucleus. The transcript has 8 exons. NCBI's taxonomy places the organism in Eukaryota, Metazoa, Chordata, Mammalia, Microbiotheria, Microbiotheriidae. The record is from RefSeq and is a predicted model, not a curated record. The coding region runs from base 1 to 1689 and encodes 562 amino acids.
AUGUAUCCAGAGGGGAAGUCCCUGCUCAGGGAAUCUCCCGCCAGCUGCAGUGCAGGAUCCCAGCGACUCUGGAGGAGCACGUGGAGCAGCAGCAGCAGCAGCAGCAGCACCGGCAGCAGCAACAGCAGCCCCAGCAGCAGCAGUAGGAUGGAAGAUACCCAGUCAACUGUGGAGCUGAGAAAUUCACAGGAGCACCCUGUGUUCACAGAAGGCCAGGUGAUUUUGAAUGACUACAGUUCAUCCAAACCUCAGGAGGUAGAAAAUAUGGACAGCGAAGACAAUAAAGACCAGGGCCCACCCAAUGAAGAUGAGGAUAUAGGAGAUGAUUCAAUGAAAGUGAAAGAUGAAUACAGUGAAAGGGAUGAGAAUGCUUUAAAGCCAGACCCCAUGGAAAAUGCAGAAGAUCCUGAAAUACCUUACAGCUAUCCAAGAGAAUAUAAUGAAUAUGAGAGCAUUAAGUUGGAAAGACACGCUGUCUCUUAUGACAGCAGCAGGCCAACUAGUGGAAAAAUGAACUGUGAUGUGUGUGGAUUAGCCUGCAUUAGCUUCAAUGUAUUGAUGGUUCAUAAGCGAAGUCAUACUGGUGAACGCCCAUUCCAGUGUAAUCAGUGUGGGGCAUCUUUUACUCAGAAAGGUAACCUCCUCCGCCACAUUAAACUUCACACAGGGGAAAAACCUUUUAAGUGUCAUCUCUGCAACUACGCAUGCCAGAGAAGAGACGCUCUCACAGGUCACCUUAGGACACAUUCUGUUGAGAAGCCCUACAAGUGUGAGUUUUGCGGAAGGAGCUACAAGCAGAGAAGCUCCCUUGAGGAGCAUAAGGAACGUUGUCGCACUUUCCUGCAGAACACCGGCAUGGGGGACACUGCCAGCGUGGAGGCAAGACAUCUCAAAGCAGAGAUGGGAACCGAAAGAGCCCUUGUACUGGACAGAUUAGCAACCAACGUGGCCAAACGAAAAAGCUCGAUGCCCCAGAAAUUUAUUGGUGAGAAGCGUCAUUGUUAUGAGGUCAAUUAUAAUUCCAGCUACAUGUAUGAGAAAGAAAGUGAGAUGAUACAGACUCGGAUGAUGGAUCAGGCCAUUAACAAUGCCAUCACUUACCUUGGAGCUGAGGCCCUACGUCCCUUAGUGCAGACCCCUCCUGCCCCAACCUCGGAGAUGGUUCCAGUUAUCAGCAGCAUGUAUCCCAUUGCACUUACCCGCACAGAGAUGCCCAAUGGUGGCCCUCAGGACCUAGAGAAGAAAAACACCCACCUACCAGACAAGUGCCUGCCUUCUGAAAGAGGCCUCUCCCCCAACAACAGUGGCCAGGACUCCACAGACACAGAUAGCAACCAUGAAGAACGCCAGAAUCACGCCUACCAGCAGAACCAUAUGAUCCCUCCCCGGGCCAGAAAUGGGAUGCCAGCCCUGAAGGAGCUGCCCCACUCCUUUGAACUCCUCAAACCCCCACCCAUCUGCCCUCGAGACAGCAUCAAAGUGAUCAACAAAGAUGGAGAGGUCCUGGGUGUGUACAGAUGUGACCACUGCCGAGUCCUCUUCCUGGAUUAUGUGAUGUUCACCAUCCACAUGGGCUGCCAUGGUUUCCGUGACCCUUUCGAGUGUAACAUGUGUGGGUACCGGAGCCAUGACAGGUAUGAAUUCUCCUCUCACAUUGCUAGAGGAGAACACAGAGUCAUGUUGAAGUAAAUAGCUCGGUUCUCUCAGAGAUUUAAGUAUUGAGCAUCAUGUGAAAAAAACAAACCCACCAACCAAAUAACAAAACAAAGAGCCUCCCAUUUUGCCAAAGCUGCCUGAAUUGAAGCCACUUUCCUUCCCAUUUCUAAUAUAAAAAGAGUGAAGUUAUUACUGUUUUAUAGCAUUUUUUUCCUCAGGGUCUUUAUACUAUGUGAACUUUAUAGCAUUUUUUUCCUCAGGGACUUUAAAAGCAGAGGGAUCUUUAAUCACUGCCUUCUACAACAACAAAAAUCAAAUUUGUGUUUGGGAAGUUUAUCACCCAUUCAAACUUUGAACAAUCCAUUGCCUGCAUUCCAGGAAAGCUUCUUGGAGGUGACAUCCAUUCAGCUCCAUAAACAAGGAAAAUUGAUCUUGACUAGAAAACUGACUGGGAAUUCUGCACUCACUCACACCUCAGACUACAUUGAUCUUCGGGGGAGGCGGGUUGCCACAUAAAGAAUUGGGGAAAGAACAGCAGUGUCAUGGUUUAUGUGAUCAGGGACAAUUUAGCAUUUGAAGACCCCAAAGUCAACAUUGAAUCUGCUUCAGAUCAGCCUCACCCUCCAGAACACUUGUGUGUUCAUCCUUAAACUUUUCUCUAUUACCCUUCCUCCCCCAAUUCUUCAUUUUAGGAAAAAAGAAUUCUGUUUAGUGGACCAAUUCUGGUUGUGCUGUCCAUUUACGAGUGAGAUUGUUGUUGUUGCUAUUGCUUGUACUUCAUUCUAGAAGAGGACUGUGACAUUGAGGUGACAUCAUGGCUUGCAGU